Eriocheir sinensis (Chinese mitten crab) is the source of this 1401-nucleotide messenger RNA. RefSeq lists its product as uncharacterized. Bases 3 to 1352 code for a protein of 449 amino acids. The record is from RefSeq and is a predicted model, not a curated record. Lineage: Eukaryota; Metazoa; Arthropoda; Malacostraca; Decapoda; Varunidae. Gene Ontology annotation, molecular function: nucleic acid binding. The transcript has 2 exons.
AUAUGGCAUACGUUAUACGUCAUUGUCCCCGUGGGUGCAGGAACGGAUUUGUAAUGAGGCUUUUCUCCCUGUAUGCUAUGGAGAAAGCAGACAACCGGCUGAGGGUCCGUUUGGAUAGGGUGUAUGACAGGGUCGCUGAUGCAGUCGGGAUGAGCGUAAUGGCGGUACGGAUGAUGGUGCACCGGCAGCACAGCACGAAAUGUCAGCCUGGGACACCACCACCAACGCCAACUGCGACACCUCCCACAACACCGCCAGUCUUCGACAGUUUCACUGUCGGUGCCAUUCGUCGCAAAGUGUACGGAAAGUUCGCCGCUAAACAAGCUAUAACAAUAGCUUCCCUGACGGAGGACCUGAAGACGGCGUGCAUCAUCCCGGAGGGAACCUCGCUCACGUCGAUGUGGCGACUCCUUCAUAACAUGGGAUUCCGCUAUAGGACAUCACAGCGGAAGAUGUAUGUGAGGAAGGAGUCCCUGGAUGUCGUGUGCCGACGGAUUAGUGCUCUCCGGGCACUCAGACGGCACCGGGAGGAUGGGAGGCAGGUGGUGUAUCUGGAUGAGACGUGGUUCACCACCAGGAUGCACCACAGCAUGGAGUGGGUGGACAGCACCCAGCCUGCCACUAGCGACAUGUACAGCCGUCAGGUGCCACCCGGAGAAGGGGAGCGCUUUGUGGUGGUCGCAGCUGGGACAGCCGAUGGUUUUGUGGAAAAUACGUUCCUUUGCUUCCACACCAAUACAACCAGCGGUGACUACCACGGCGAGGUGAACGGGGAUCUCUUCCUUCGCUGGCUCACAUCACAGCUCCUGCCAUCGCUGGCUGAGCCGUCAGUACUGGUGCUGGACAAUGCACCAUAUCACAGCAAGCUGACAGAGGAGAGUCGCUGCCCCACUACCGCCACCAAGAAAGGGGAUCUUAUUAAAUGGCUGGAGCAAUACAGGGUGCCCUUCCCACCACACGCGACACGGCCUGAGCUCCUCCUCAUAUGCAAACAACACCGACCACAGCCACAAUACAUCGUCGACAACACCAUCCGCAUGUGGGGCCACGAAGUCGUCCGCUUGCCACCAGCUCAUCCAGAGCUUAACGCCAUAGAGCAGGUGUGGGGGCACAUGAAAAGACACGUGCGCUCGUCCUUACACCGUUUCACCCGGGCGGACCUGCAGGCCAGGCUGGAGGAGGCAAGGCUUUCUGUCACGCCAGAGGUGUGGGCGGGUGCGGUGCGGCGAUCCCAGAGCUUUGAGGAGGAGUACUGGUCCACGGACAACAUACACCAAAGCGUAGAUCCUGUCAUCAUAAACCUCGACAGUGAUGACGAGGAUGACUUAUUUUUGGAAAGCGACGGAGAGUAAAAUAAAAUGUAUUUACUCAUGUUUGCAUGACUUGCCACCUCAUCAUAUA